This is a messenger RNA of Mustela erminea (ermine), 1002 nucleotides long. RefSeq names its product olfactory receptor 8S1-like. NCBI's taxonomy places the organism in Eukaryota, Metazoa, Chordata, Mammalia, Carnivora, Mustelidae. Gene Ontology annotation, molecular function: olfactory receptor activity. Gene Ontology annotation, biological process: G protein-coupled receptor signaling pathway. The record is from RefSeq and is a predicted model, not a curated record. Gene Ontology annotation, cellular component: membrane.
AUGGCCUGGAGAAACCACAGCACAAUCACUGAUUUCAUCCUUCUUGGGCUGCCUGCGGACCUCAGUGUCCAGGCAUGGCUCUUUGCCCUGGGGAUUUACCUCCUGACCCUAGUGGGGAACCUGCCAAUGCUGCUGGUGAUCAGAACUGAUUUUCACCUCCACACACCCAUAUACUUCUUCCUGAGUCACCUCUCCUUCCUGGAUCUUUGCUUUUCUUCAGUCACUAUGUCCAAGCUUCAGGAGAACCUCCUGUCUAAAAGGAAAAAUCGGGACGAAAUCAUUUCAAUAGAGGGAUGCAUGACUCAAGCCUUCUUUGCAGUUGCCAUUGCAGGAAAAGAAAUUUUACUGCUCUCUGCCGUGGCCUAUGACUGCUAUGCUGCCAUCUGUCACCCUCUGCUCUAUGGUCACAGCCAGCUGUAUAUGAGGUUGUUAUGGGCUUCAUGGACCCUGAGUUUCCUGGAUAAACUUACCAACAUCCUCCUGGCUAUGAACUUCUGUGCAGCCCAUACCAUCCAUCACUACAGCUGUGAGCUGCCCUCCCUCUUCCCUUUGUCCUGCUCUGACGUCUCUGCCAACCUCACCGACCCGGUAUGUUCCACACUCCUACAUGAUUUUGGUACAUUCUUCCUGAUCUUCAUCUCCUAUGUGCACAUUGUCUCCACCAUCCUGAGCAUCAGCUCCACCGCAGGCAGAAGCAAGGCCUUCUCCACUUGUUCCUCCCACCUCACUGCAGUGAGCUUCUUCCAUGGCUCGGCUUUCCCCCGUCAUCAAAUGCCAACCUCAGGAUCGGAGCUGAUCUUCUCUAUACAAUAUGGUGUGGUCACUCCUCUAGUGAAUCCCCUCAUCUGCAGCCUGAGAAACAAAGAAAAAAAAAGCAGCUCUGAAAAGAACCUUGGGAAAAUGUUUAUAACGGCACAGGUAGCAAGCUACAAAGAGAUGAUCAAUAAGGAAAGAACUACAGGCUUCAAGAUAUCUGUUGAGUUGUUACUACAAUCUUCCUGA